AUGAUCGGACGCAGCUUGCUGCAUCAUGCAAAUCUGGAGAGGUGUUUCUGGGCUGAAGCGGCAAUGAAGGCGAUCUACAUCAAGAACCGCCUGCCUUUACCCAAGAUCGACCACAAGACUCCGUUCGAGAUCGUGUACAAGUCGAAACCAAGUAUCAAGCACAUGCGUGUGUUUGGAUGUUAA
This is a messenger RNA of Peronospora matthiolae, 183 nucleotides long. NCBI's taxonomy places the organism in Eukaryota, Oomycota, Peronosporomycetes, Peronosporales, Peronosporaceae. The record is from the annotation of a GenBank genome assembly.